UCUCGGCAGCUGAAGAUAUUCGAUGUCUUGAUAAACACCGCCCAUUCUUAUCUUCCGAAGAUUUAGAGUCCCAAAUCAAGUCAAGUGAUGGCACACGACAAGCUUGUAAAUUUGAUGUUGGUGGUACUAGGAUAGAGGCUCCCAACAUGGAAGAAGCAGACGAUGAUGAUGAUGAAGAGACACAGGAGGAUAGGAAUAGUGCUGUGAAAUGGACAGAGGAUGAUCAGAAAAAUCUUAUGGAUUUGGGUUUUUCAGAGAUAGAAAGGAACAGGAGGCUGGAAAGUCUAAUUGCAAAAAGAAGAGCGAGAAAGUUAUUUAGCAUGCAGGUUGAAAGGGGCUGGGGUGGCAUGCGCAGUGUUCCUUCUAAUCAAAUUUCUCCAAUUUUUCUUGCAAGAAACAACACUAUUGAUCUAAGCAUUCUAGACGAAACUGAAGGCUUAGAAUUGCCUGAUACAGCUCCUUCUAUUUUGUUUCCGAAACAGAACCCAUUUGACCUUCCCUAUGACCCACUUGAAGAAAAGCCUAAUCUCAGGGGAGAUAGUUUUCAUCAAGAAUUCAUGGCAGCUCAUAAGGAAACGCUAUUCUGCAGGCAUGAAAGUUUCAGUUUAGGACCUUCUUUCCCAUUGGAAUCCAAGCAAGAUCGUCGCGGCAAAAGCUUUAACCCUUUUUUGGUUGCAGAGAGGAAAGGGGUAUUGGAGGGAUCGGGAUACUCCAAAUUCAAUAGGCAGCCAAGAAUUGGAGACCAUGUUCAGCGAAUGGAACAAUUAUUACAUAAAGAAGAUAUUCAUGGCACCCCUGGUCUUGUUGAAAUUGGAGCAGAAGCUCCCAAUCAGAUAAUAAACUCAGUGGAAAUCACGAAUGAAGAGGAUAUUAAUACAAAAAAUGACCCGAAUGACAUCAAAGGAGAGGAGGAAAUGGAAAGAUCUCACGGCAUGGAGUCGUUAAGCAGCAGUGAUGAGUCAAACUCAUUAUCUUCAUCUAUAGAAAAUGAACAGAACUUCAAUGCUUAUGUAGCAGGGGUUUUAGAAGAUGUGGAAUCAAAUCCUGCUCAAAAGUCUACAAGUUGUUUAGUGGUUGAGCCUGAAAAUGACCCAUUUGAUUCUAGCCCAUCAGCAAAUGAAAUGAACAGAAGGGGUGACCGGGGUUUAUUUGUUGGUCAGUGCUCUUAUCAGACUUCAAACUGCUCCAUAGCUUCCGAUUUGCAGGUGGAGGUCUCAGAAGUUGGUUCACCUCCACUAACAGUAGAUGGCUCCAAUUCAGCCACAGAUGGAGAAUCAUUGACAUAUGAUGAGGAAAGUGAAAAGGAAAACACUUUUGGCAGUGAAGAAAUGUGGGGAACCUCAUAUCAUCAAUCUGGAAUAGAGGAAAAUGAAGAAGAAUCAAGAGGAACACAUGAAGUCAGCCAGGGGGAUAUUGUAGGAUUAGAAUUGUCCCGACCCAACGAGACUUCUGAGGAUGUUGUUGCUAUAAAUCCACUAAAGGUAGAUGAUCAAGAAUCAACUGAUUUGAGUUCAUUGUCAUCCUCAACAAUAGACAUAUCUGGAGACAGUCAAGCUUGGUCAAUAAGCAUUGACCCCAAAAUCCACGAUGAUGUCAAACAAGUAGUUGAAGGAGUUUUGGAACCCAAAUCCCAGUUUUCUGAUUAUUCAGAUCCGUCUCCAUUUGGAAAUCUGAAAAAAACAAUGCAAUUGGAGUUGGUGCCUCAUUCAUAUGAAGUUCAUUCUGAAAAACCAGAGGACUUAUCAUACCCUCACAAGACGAAUGUUGUCUAUGAUUUCAAUCUCACAACAGACCCCGCAAUAUCCAACAUGGAAGAAUUGAAGAUGAAUGAAGACUCAGAUGAUGGAUGGCAGCUACUGAACAAGCAAGAAAUUGAAAAGCCUGCUGAGCAUCAAGCCAUAUCUGACUCUGAGAAACCAAUUGAGGAGAACUCAAAGCCUAGUGAUGAUGUUGGAGGAAAUCAAGUAAAGCUAACUGAAAAUGAGAGCAUAAAGCCAAUUGAGGCCAAAGAAUACUUUAAAUCGCCUCAAGAGAGUGGAGGUGAACGAAGUAUUGUAGAAAGUGGAGCUUGUAGGGUAAACCAAAAUUCUGAUGAUCCUAUUGCAUCAACUGCACAACAAGAUCUGGUGAUUGAAGAGGUCACUAUCAACUCAAGGCCAUCAUCGUCUCCAAAGUCCAUAUCAAUUCAAGCUUCUGGAGUAAACCAGACUUAUGAUGAUCAUAAUGCAUCAGCUGAGCAGCAAGAGCUGGCGAUUCAAGACGUCCUGAUCAACUCUUCAUCCUCAUCUCCAAAUUCCGUGUCCAUAGAAAAGAUCCCAAUCGAUCAAACCUCAUCAUCAAAUGCAAAUCAAAUGAUACACCUAGAUAUUUUACAAUCUCAUUUGGAGGACACUGCAAAAACUAGUACACUGGAUGAACAACCACCUCUGAAUUUAGCUCCAGAAAACUUGGAAUCAAUUCAAGAGAGUGGAGAUGAACAAAGUGUCUUACCAAGAGGAGCUUUUGGGGUGAACCAGAAUGAUGAUGAUCCCAAGGCACCAACUGAGCAGCAAGAGUUAGCAACUGAAGAUGUUCUGAUAAACUCUUCAUCCUCAUCUCCAAAGUCCUUGUUCACAGCAAACAUCUCAAUCGAUCAAGCCUCAUCAUCAAAUGCAAAUCAAAGGAUACACCUAGAUAUUUUACAAUCUCAUUUGGAGGACACAGCAAAAACUAGUACACUGGAUGAACAACCACCUCUGAAUUUAGCUCCAGAAAACUUGGAAUCAAUUCAAGAGAGUGGAGAUGAACAAAGUGUCUUACCAAGAGGAGCUUUUGGGGUGAACCAGAAUUAUGAUGAUCCCAAUGCAUCAACAGAGCAGCAAGAGUCGUCAAUCGAAGACAUCCUUAUAAACUCUUCAUCCUUAUCUCCAAAGUCUGUAUCGACAGGAAAGACCCCCAUGGAUCAAGCCUCAUCAAACUCAAAUCCAAAGAUACACGGAGAUAUUUUACAAUCUCAGUUGGAGAACACUGAAAAAGCCAGUACACUGGAUGAACAACCACCUUUGAAUUUAGCUCCAGAAAACUUGAAAUCAAUUCAAGAGAAUGGAGAUGAACAAAGUGUCAUAGCAAGUGGAGCUUCUGGGAUAUACCAUAAUUCUGAUGACCCAAAUGCAUCAGUUGCACGGAAAGAGUGGGUGAUUGAAGAGGUCACUACUAACUCAAGUUCUUCAUCAUCUCCAAAUUCCAUAUUAGCAGAAAAUAUCCAAAUUGGUCAAGCCUCAUCAUAUCCAAAUCAAAACAUACACAUGGAUAUCUUACAAUCUCUUUUGGAGGACAUUACAAAUACUAAUUCAUCGGAUAAACAACAAACUUUGAAUUUAACUCCAACUGGACCUCAAAAUGCAAAAUAUGCGGUGGAGGAUUCAAGUACUUACCCAUCUAAUAAUCGUGGUUCUGAAAAUUUGCUGGAACCAUGCAAUCCUCCAGAGAAGUCAACUGAAGAAACAAGCACUGUUGACAACUUGAAUGAACCCAAGCCUGAUGACAAGGAUGGAAACGAAAAUUCAGAAUCUUAUCAAGCCAUCAAAGAUGAAUCAGAAACAUGGAUCAGUCACACAGCUAGCACUGGCCUAUCAAAAUCAAUAGAAGACAACAAUAACAUACUUGGGACAAUGGAACCAGGGAAGUUUAUUGCAGAAGCCAGCACCAUUUACAAAGUCAAUGACCCAAUUGUCAGUGAGAAGGGAGCCAACGAGAAAUUUAAGUCUGUUGAAAAAAGUGAAGGUGAACCCCAACCCUUUAUCAAACAGGAGACCGUUUUGGAAUCCCCAGAACCAGAUGAGCCUACUGGUUCAAAACUCAUAGAAGAUUUCGAUGCGAACUCCAGAAAAUCUAGUGAAGGUGAAGCUAUUUGCGGUCCAUUAAAAUCAUUGGAGGAGAUCGAAGAUUCAAGAACAGAAGAAGAAACAGUAGAUUCAAGAAAACUACAUGAACAUGACACCAUAAUUCACCUGCCAAAGUCUGGUGAUACUACAUGUAAUUCGGAAGAAUCUCAAAAGUUGACAGAAUGUGAAGCGGUAGAUCCAUCAAAACUUGCUGUUGAAAAGGAAAAUCCGGACGUCCCUGCAACUAUUGUAGAAGAGGACCCAUCUAAUCUUGAUCUUCCAAUUAAGUCUAUCUCGGAAAGUUGAUUGACCAUAUAUGAAUGUCACUGAUCGGCCAAUUAAAGUUGAGGGCCAUGAUAGAUCAG
Molecule: messenger RNA, 4228 nt
Organism: Juglans regia (Persian walnut)
Lineage: Eukaryota; Viridiplantae; Streptophyta; Magnoliopsida; Fagales; Juglandaceae
Exons: 6
Coding region: 147-4169 (1340 amino acids)
Source: RefSeq, a predicted model, not a curated record